Messenger RNA from Cordyceps fumosorosea ARSEF 2679, 885 nucleotides. RefSeq names its product TRI14-like protein. The transcript has a single exon. Gene Ontology annotation, molecular function: protein binding. The coding region runs from base 1 to 885 and encodes 294 amino acids. The record is from RefSeq and is a predicted model, not a curated record. NCBI's taxonomy places the organism in Eukaryota, Fungi, Ascomycota, Sordariomycetes, Hypocreales, Cordycipitaceae.
AUGAGCAGUGUCUUGUUUAACGCCUCCGUUGCCGUCUACGAUGCCGCGAAAAAUGAGGUGACGAAUACUAUAUCUUUCCCGGGACUCAGCGGCGAUCCUACUUUGCAUUCUACAGGAGUACGAGUCGAUCCGCUUGGUCACCUGUUUGUUGUGAUCAACGCGGGUGCCGCAUUCGACACGCUUGGGAAAGACUUGUCGGGCAAUAACUUUCUUGUCAAGUACGAUUUGAAGACGAACCAGACAAUCUUCACAGCCAACUUGACGGCCGUCUCCAAUGGUGCGUACGGGGGGUUCCAAGACGUCCAGCACACCAAAAAAGGUGACUCUUUUGUGCUGGGGACCUAUGGAAGAAGUAGCAUCCUUCGAGUGAGCGCCGAUGGCUCCAAGGUCAUCCCGUGGUUUGUAGGACCGCCCCUCGGUUCCAGCGACGGUUUCUCUGGUCUCGCGCUGCGAGGCCACAACCUCAUUGUCGCAAACCAGGCUGAUGGACAGCUGUACCGCUUCGACACCCGACGCGAAGAGGGCGUCCCUGUGCGGAUUCCCCUCGGCUCCGGCAACGAGACCAUCGGCCAGGACCUCGACGCCGUCUACAUGCCGCCGCGAUACGACGGCAGGAUCCUUCUCGUCUCCCGGUACAAUCUAGGCACCGUCGUUCUCCGUUCGCGGGACGCGAGCUGGAGAGUUGCCGAGAAGCUGGGGACUAUUCCGAACCCCUAUCGCGAACAGGGUGCGCUCUCGGUGGCUACGGUUGAGAUGGGGGCCAGGCUGUACUCGGUCAACUUGUUCUCGAGCGAUGCCAAGGUUCAGGGCAGCAACGCGGGAAACAGGACAGACAGUCCGUUGCAGGAUAUUUCGGACGAGGUUGAGAAGUAUUCUACGCUAUAA